Dothidotthia symphoricarpi CBS 119687 is the source of this 2384-nucleotide messenger RNA. RefSeq names its product glycosyltransferase family 22 protein. The record is from RefSeq and is a predicted model, not a curated record. Gene Ontology annotation, cellular component: endoplasmic reticulum membrane. The transcript has 4 exons. NCBI's taxonomy places the organism in Eukaryota, Fungi, Ascomycota, Dothideomycetes, Pleosporales, Dothidotthiaceae. Gene Ontology annotation, molecular function: alpha-1,2-mannosyltransferase activity. Gene Ontology annotation, biological process: protein N-linked glycosylation. The coding region runs from base 216 to 2009 and encodes 597 amino acids.
CCGCAUUGUGGGUGCAUCUUCGUUAUUGAGAUGCUGCUUCGGGCUUUUAAUAUCGUCUUGGAACCGAGUAUUGCCUAGUUGUUCUUAUCUUAUGCACGAGGACAAAUAUCCUUCUUCCGUCGUUACUUCAAGUUUCAUCAUCGUCUCGUGUCCUCACAACGAAUUGAAACUGCUCAAACUAUCCACACAGUUGCAAGACGUCUGCAAUCUGCGAAAUGUCUUCAUCAACAAACCAAUCAGCUUCUGCAGCACAGCCUUUGCCACAGAAAGUGACAAGGAACCAGUCUGAGAAGCCUCCUGAACUCAAACCUCGCAUCGCUUUCUACAUAUUUGCCUGCGCCAACAUCACAGCUGCCAUAUUCUCUCCCAUCCAGGAUUGCGACGAGGUCUUCAACUACUGGGAACCAACGCACUACCUAAACCACCAAUAUGGCCUGCAGACAUGGGAGUACUCGCCCGAGUACGCAAUCCGGAGCUGGGCCUACAGUGGCAUACACUCACUCAUCAUCUGGCUUGGACUCUUCCCAUUCCGCAUGCUCUUCAUUGUCAGUUCCAAAACGGUGGAGUUCUACUUCCUCCGCGUAAUCCUCGCGCUUGUGUGUACACUGUGCCAGACACGCUUUUACUCGGUCAUAUCUCGGACCAUUAACGAGAGGGUGGCCGUGUACUUCAUGUUUGCUCUCGUCUUUAGUCCAGGCAUGUAUCAUGCUGCGCCCGCGUAUCUCCCGUCCAGCUUCGCCAUGUAUACGACGAUGUUGGGCUUCUCGGCCUUUAUGGACUGGAGAGGAGGUCUCAAGACCGCUCAGGGCAUCAUGUGGUUCGCCAUUGGAAGCUCACUUGGAUGGCCGUUUGCAGGCGCUCUGGUGUUGCCGUUUGUUGCCGAGGAAUUGAUUCUAGCAGUCGCAUCUGGCGAAAUCUCACAAUGCUUCCGACGACUUCUGGAUGGCGCAGUCAGAUCCUUCAUUAUUUUGGCUGCACAAACAGGUAUCGACUCGUUCUUCUACAAAAAACUCACCUGUGUACCGUUGAACAUAGUCCUGUACAACGUCUUCAGUGGUGGCAGCAAAGGGCCGAACAUCUACGGCGUGGAGCCAUGGCACUUUUACAUCCGCAACCUCGCUCUCAACUUCAACAUCUGGUUCUUCCUUGCUCUCGGUGCCCUGCCCUUGCUUCUGCUGCAGCACCUCGUCGUCCAAAAGUCCGUCUCCAAGCAGACCAUACUCCGUAACGUGGUGUUUUCCGGUCCCUUCUACCUCUGGCUUGGGAUCUUCACACUGCAGCCCCACAAAGAGGAACGCUUCAUGUACCCCGCGUACCCAGCACUGGCACUGAAUGCAGCCAUAUCUCUGCACAUUUUGCUUGGGAACUUUGGCUCGGCCGACCCUCGCCACCUCGUCAGCAAGAUCCCCCCGAUGGUCAAACUCGUCAUUGUCAUGCUCCCACUGCUGGCGUCCUUUAACGUGGGAAUGCUGCGCACAAUCGGCACACUCACUGGUUACGCAGCUCCCCUGAACGUGUACACACCUUUGUCCCAAUCAGGUGUCACCAGCCCUGGAGACAAAGUAUGUCUGGGCAAGGAAUGGUAUCGCUUCCCCUCGUCAUACCAUCUACCAGACGGGGUGCAUGCCAAGUUCAUCAAAAGCGAUUUCUCCGGCCUGCUCCCCGGCGAGUUCAGCGAAGACAAGACCAACCCCGGACUAUUUCCCGGCACAUGGCUUGUCCCCGCUGGUAUGAACGACGAGAACCAGGAGGAUAUGGGGAAAUACGUCGAUAUCAAGCAGUGCGACUUCCUUGUCGACUCGCGCCUCCCUGGAUCCUCGCCGUCGGAGCUUGAGCCAGAUUAUAUCGCAGAUACGAAGACAUGGGAGACGCUGAAAUGCGUGCCCUUUCUCGACGCCAGUCAGACGCAUAUACUCGGGCGCCUGAUCUGGAUUCCUAACUCGCCGCUUAUUCCGGUACGGUAUAGGAGGCAGUGGGGCGAUUACUGUCUACUCAGACGUAAAGCGUAGUUGAGGAUGCUCAGUACGAUCAGUGAAUGAUGGCUAGUGAUGUUCAAUUGGUGUUGGAAUGGUAAUGCUCCAUACAGGCGGAUGCGGACUGUGACCAUCACACUAUCACGUCUUUGCAGCAGAACCAUACGCGUUGGAAAUAUUUUCUCUGUCGCCUCAACAAUAAGACACUCAGCUGCUUGAGAUGGACGCACAUCAGAUAGCACAUUGUUCCCGUAGACUAGUCCUCACCGCCGUCCCACUAGCACUACUAUACACCGGUAGACGGCUGUCAACAUUGAAUACAGUAUCCCCACAUUGUAGUCUACCCGGUCAACAACACUCGUCAUCGCUACCGGUGUACUUGAACCAAAUAUACACACACAACCCAGUUGG